Molecule: messenger RNA, 870 nt
Organism: Pelodiscus sinensis (Chinese soft-shelled turtle)
Lineage: Eukaryota; Metazoa; Chordata; Testudines; Trionychidae
Product: chymotrypsin-C
Biological process (GO): proteolysis
Molecular function (GO): serine-type endopeptidase activity
Source: RefSeq, a predicted model, not a curated record
GUCACCAUGCUCAGGUUUGUGAUCCUCACUUUUCUGCUGGGCUGUGCCUACGGCUGUGGCGAGCCUGCCAGCCCCCCUCUUAUCUCCCGAGUGGUCGGAGGUGAAACUGUCAAUCCCCACAGCUGGCCCUGGCAGAUCUCCCUGCAAUACGACAAAAGUGGCGUCUGGGCUCAUACAUGUGGCGGGACCCUUAUUGCUGACAACUGGGUCCUCACAGCUGCCCACUGCAUCAGCAGCAGCAGAACAUACCGAGUUCUCCUGGGGAAACAAAACCUGAAGGUAGAGGAGCCAGGUUCAGUGGCUGCUGCUGUGGAGAAGAUCAUCGUCCAUGAGAAAUGGAACUCCUUCCUGAUUGCCAACGACAUUGCCCUGAUCAAACUGGCUGAGCCUGUGCAACUGAGCGACACGAUCCAGCCAGCCUGCCUGCCCGCAAACGGUGCUGUCCUGACUAAUGACUUCCCCUGCUACAUCACUGGAUGGGGACGCCUCUGGACCAAUGGUCCCAUCGCGGAUGACCUCCAGCAGGCACUGCUGCCCGUGGUGGACCACGCCACCUGCACUAAGUGGGACUGGUGGGGCUCCAGGGUCAAGGACACUAUGGUCUGUGCCGGAGGAGAUGGAGUCGUUUCUGGAUGCAAUGGCGACUCUGGAGGCCCACUGAACUGCCAUGGUGCUAACGCUUGGGAAGUACACGGCAUUGUGAGCUUCGGAUCUGGCCUUGGCUGCAACACUCGCAAGAAGCCAACUGUCUUCACCCGGGUGUCUGCCUACAUCGACUGGAUAAACGAGAAAAUAAAUCUCAACUGAAGAGCCUGGCUUAUUUCAUGGCUUGUAAAUCCCAGGACACCUUAAUAAAUGUUCCCAUCAUAA